UGUGGUCAUUUGAGAGGGAUGCUUACGGAGCGCGGAUGAGCGCACAGGUGAUGGAUAUUGUGCUCGUAUCAAGUAGAUCCGGUGUUUGAAGUCUAAAGAAAUGGCAGACUGACCGGCGAACAAAUACAAGGGUUAAAAACUGGAUUUAUUUGAGUACAACCACAAUCUUCUGGAGACAACUACAUCCAUUCCGUGAAAAUCCACAUCCCAGAUCUGAAACGUCGACCCCUCCUCCUGGAGAGGUCUCAUCGUGUUACGGACAGUUCCACCUAACUCCUACGAGAAGCUCCGCCCACCUGAAGACAAGAUGGCUGCCGACGCGCCCUUAAGGACGGAACAGGAAGAGCUUCAGAAAAGAGCCAAUCAGGUCACAGAUGAGUCUCUGGAAAGCACUAGACGCAUGAUGCAGCUGGUGGAGGAGAGUAAAGAUGCUGGGAUCCGGGCUCUGGUGAUGCUGGAUGAACAAGGAGAGCAACUAGAGCGAAUUGAAGAGGGCCUGGACCAGAUCAACUCAGACAUGAAGGAAGCGGAGAAGAACCUGACAGAUCUGGGGAUGUGCUGUGGGCUCUGCUCCUGUGAUAAGCUGAAGAACUUUGAGGAGAGCGAGGCGUAUAAGAAAGUGUGGGGGACCAGCCAGGAUGGAGUGGUGUCCAGCCAGCCGUCCUCUCGCGUGCUGGAUGAGAGAGAGCAGAUGAUCAUGAGUGGAGGGCACAUCCGGAGGGUGACCGAUGACGCACGGGAGGACGAGAUGGAGGAGAACCUGGGUCAUGUCGGCAGCAUCAUUGGAAACUUGAAGAGCAUGGCGCUGGACAUGGGCAACGAGAUCGACACUCAGAACGUCCAGAUUGACCGUAUACAGGGCAAGGCCAUCAACAACGUUGCCCGUAUCGAUGCAGCCAACCAGAAAGCCAACAAUUUGAUGAAGAGAUAGAGAUGCAGUCCCACCCUCGUCCAUCUUGUGCUCGCUCCCUCUGUGCCAAUGGAUGACUCAUCAACACAACCAGGACACUGCCAAACGAUCCUGUAUUCACCACCGUUAGGUCAGCUAGGCCCAAACAUGGGAAGUAGGCAACACAAUUAGUACACAAGGAUGUGGUCCUUAUAGUAAACUCCUUACUUGACAGUUCAAAUAUAAAGCGUUUUCCACCGUGGACAGGUAACAUUUCAAGGGGUUACAUCCAACAUGACCAGUUUUUCAGAAAAUAGGUUUUACAGCUUGGUAGUUGCAAUUAGGACAUACAGCUAACCAGGGUCGGACUGGCCGUCUGGAGAUUUCCCGAACGGCCGGUCAAACGGCCGCGGCAUAAUGCAAAAAAUAAUAAUAAUAAUACACAGCCGUGGGCCGGCCUGCGUUUCAAAGUCCCGGGACGUUUUUCAGUCCCAGUCCAGACCUACAGCUAAACUCUCAGCCACAGACAUCGCAGACACAAAGAAGCAGCACACUCUCUACUGCCUGUUGGUCAGACGUAUGUUUGUCACCCUUUCUCAAGGCUGCGAUGGUAGAGGUAGUAUGUUUGGAUCCUUCCAGUCAUUACUGUAUGCUUUCGAAACUCAGUUUUUCAAAUGGUACACUGAAUGCCAUUCAGUGCUUUUUAAAUGCACGUUGGUUUGUAUUCACGGGACCCAUCUAUGGUCAAGAACAUUAUCUGCUCUGCUCUGUCUUUCGCGUAGGACUAAAUUGUUGAAAAUGUGGUGUACUGUUUUAUACAACAACUCCAAAGACAAAAAAUUAUAACAAUCCUGUAAAUAAUAUCUGUUUGAGUUUAAGCCGGUUGCUGGUAUUGUCCCGGUUCAGCAACCUAUUGUAUAUCUUCAUUCUGUAUUGUGUAUUCUCAUGUUGUGUCUGACUCAAUAAAAGAAAACCCAUAA
Osmerus eperlanus (European smelt) is the source of this 1869-nucleotide messenger RNA. Its product is annotated as SNARE_SNAP25N and SNARE_SNAP23C domain-containing protein. The coding region runs from base 308 to 931 and encodes 207 amino acids. Lineage: Eukaryota; Metazoa; Chordata; Actinopteri; Osmeriformes; Osmeridae. Gene Ontology annotation, molecular function: voltage-gated potassium channel activity; SNAP receptor activity; syntaxin-1 binding. Gene Ontology annotation, cellular component: plasma membrane; SNARE complex. The transcript has 8 exons. The record is from RefSeq and is a predicted model, not a curated record. Gene Ontology annotation, biological process: exocytosis; synaptic vesicle priming; synaptic vesicle fusion to presynaptic active zone membrane.